Amoebophrya sp. A25 is the source of this 226-nucleotide messenger RNA. The record is from the annotation of a GenBank genome assembly. NCBI's taxonomy places the organism in Eukaryota, Dinophyceae, Syndiniales, Amoebophryaceae.
CGUGACUUCAAGGCAAAGGCGGUCGGAAGCACUAUUGCAACAGGCGGUCGGACGAGUGGCAAUAAGCCAAAAGGAACGAACGCAACUGAGCAAGCGAUGCGGACCACUGGGGGCAGAAUGUUUAGGGGAACGAACAAAGCGAUGUCAAACAUUCUGAGCCCUGUGUUGAACGAUCAAAGGUGGGAACUUCCAAGUGCACCGCAGGCAACUAAGGUCACGAAAUCGG